AUGAUGAUGGCGAGUUCAAGAGAAGGUCAACAAGCUAAGCAAGAAGGUAGCAUCAUUAAUGCUGACAAAUUUUCCAAGGGAUCGUCCACUACAAGACAAUGGUCCGCGUUCAGAAAUCCAAGAAUUGUGAGAGUGUCGCGUUCUUUCGGAGGAAAAGAUAGGCACAGCAAGGUUUGCACAAUAAGAGGGUUGAGGGACAGAAGGAUUAGGCUCUCAGUGCCCACAGCAAUCCAGCUCUAUGAUCUUCAAGACAAGCUUGGGCUAAGCCAACCCAGCAAAGUGAUAGAUUGGUUGCUUGAAGCCACUAAGUUUGACAUUGACAAGCUCCCUCCACUUCAAUUCCCUCAGGGUUUUGGUCAAUUUCAUCAUCCACAAACCCUACUCCCCUUUCAUGAUUCAAGUGCCUCUCAGCUUUCUCUAGGACCCUUCUGCGAUUCUACCUCAACAUUUGCAAGGGAUGGUGGGAUUCAAAACCUCAUGGCAAAGUCAAGGUAUUGGGAUAGUAUAGAUCCCAUAUCAAGAUUAAAAGGCAAGGAAGCUGAAAAGGGCAAGUGGGUCAAAACAAAUGAGCAAGAAAAUCAUGAAGAUGAUGCUGUUGGAGACUACAACAACUUGCAUGUUUCUACUCAGAGGCUUUUCCCAAUGGGUAGUGGUACCACCACUACUCACUCCCUUUUACCUGGUUUGUUAAACAAUACCAUGUCAUAUAACCCCUACAAUGCUGAGCCUUCUAGUUUGUCCUUAUCCCAAUUUGGAGGAUAUGGGUUGUUUCCUACCCAGCAGGUAGAUCCCAGUCCAAGCGGUGGCAAUGGUGUGCAGUUCCCAUCUUCUAUGCCAUUACCUUCAUCUGGUUCUCAAAUUUUGUUUGGUUCAUCUUCUGCUACACCAUCAAUGUUUACCUAUGCUCCAUUUAUUACACCCUCAGUGGACAACGAUCCUAGACAGUUCAACCACAUCCAGUUCUUGAACUCAGGUUCUCAAGUCUUGCCUCAUUCUCUCAUGCCAUCUCUUCACUCGUUCAAUUCACAUGUCAGACCCUUCCCAGCAGCACCCUUUAAUUCAAAGCUUUUGGAUUCAGAUAGCAUCCGUAGCCAACAUGAUAAGGGUAGCACUUCUUGA
This is a messenger RNA of Sphenostylis stenocarpa, 1119 nucleotides long. Lineage: Eukaryota; Viridiplantae; Streptophyta; Magnoliopsida; Fabales; Fabaceae. The record is from the annotation of a GenBank genome assembly.